AAAAAAAUAAUCGAUCAACCAAAAAGUGCUCUCUCUCUCAGUCUCUCUCUCCUACACACCUGCUGCAUAACAUGCCAAAGGAAAUUCACAUGCACUUGUUUUAUAUGCAUAGAGGAAAAAGGUGCUGCAACUCCUUAGCUUAAGAGAGGUAGUAGAUGCUACUCCAACACAACUGGCAUUCAUUAUCCACACACACACACACACAUGAGAAAACACUGAUCUUCAUAACAAUGUAGCCAGAUUUGCAUAGGCUCCUAAUUUAGCUGUAUAAAAGAGCUCAACAAAUCUCAUCGAUCAACACUUGACUCACUGCUGCAAUGGCCUCAAAAUUAGUCUUUGUAUUUUGUUUGUUUUCAAGUCUGUCAUUCUUCCUGCAACUUGAAGCAGCAAAAUCUCACUCCAAUCUUAAUCCUCAAAUCACUGUGAUGGGUAUGGUUUACUGCGACAUCUGCUCCAACAACUCCUUCUCCAGACAUAGCUACUUCUUACCAGGAGUUGAAGUUAGAAUAGAUUGCAUGUUCAAGGCAAUUUCUCCUAGAACUGCUGAGCAAAUAUCAUUUUCAGUGAACAGAACAACAAAUAAGUAUGGCAUUUACAAGCUGGAGGUUCCUUCUGUUGAUGGAGUUGAAUGUGCUAGGGAUAAAGCUGUCGGAAGCACUUGUCGAGCAACCCUACUCUCCACGUCGUCUCCGGCCUGCGCCGUCCCCAGUUUCCGGUCCACUUCCGACCAGAUUUCCAUCAAAUCAAAACGAGCCAAUAUGUGCAUUUACAGCCUCAAUGCAUUAAGUUAUAGGCCAUCCAAGAGAGACAUUGCUCUUUGUGGGAAAUGAAUCAAUAAAUUGUUGUGUCUCUCUCAUGCACCACUAUGACAUAUCUACUUGAACAUUAUAUAUGUGAUAAAAGGAUGAUUUAGAAUUUCUUGAAGCUUUUGCUGCAAUCUAUAUGUAGUGUUUGGCUUGUUUGAUUAGUCAGUUGUGUGUACGUCGUUAAGAAUAUGAUAUGUGUAUAGAUUUCAAGUAAAAUGUACAUCGGUUUAAGGUUUUC
Molecule: messenger RNA, 1044 nt
Organism: Salvia miltiorrhiza (redroot sage)
Lineage: Eukaryota; Viridiplantae; Streptophyta; Magnoliopsida; Lamiales; Lamiaceae
Exons: 2
Coding region: 318-830 (170 amino acids)
Source: RefSeq, a predicted model, not a curated record